Molecule: messenger RNA, 289 nt
Organism: Staurois parvus
Lineage: Eukaryota; Metazoa; Chordata; Amphibia; Anura; Ranidae
Source: the annotation of a GenBank genome assembly
CUUGCACCAUGUGACCUCUGUGAUCAUUCACAGAUUUCACACGUAGUAAGCAAUGAUGUCACAAGUGACAUCUUGCUUACUACUUUGCAUGUGAUCACUGAUUGGCCUAUCAAUGAUCACAUGAUCGGGACCUCGUACAGAGGUCCCGUCCGACGAUCGGUGUUUCACUGUGUCCGGAGGACACAACGGGCACCGAAACGCGGUGCUGCAAAUGUACGGCAACCCGCCCCUGGAGUGCCACCGUCCUGCCGUUUAUAAACAGCAGGCGGACGGCAAGUCGUUAAAGGAG